Molecule: messenger RNA, 1155 nt
Organism: Daldinia decipiens
Lineage: Eukaryota; Fungi; Ascomycota; Sordariomycetes; Xylariales; Hypoxylaceae
Exons: 3
Coding region: 1-1155 (384 amino acids)
Biological process (GO): transcription open complex formation at RNA polymerase II promoter; transcription initiation at RNA polymerase II promoter
Cellular component (GO): transcription factor TFIIE complex
Source: RefSeq, a predicted model, not a curated record
AUGGAUAUGGUACAGACCCUGGUGCGCUCUGUCGUACGCGCUUUCUAUACCAACCCCGAGGAUCGAAGAAUGAUUAUCAUCAUUGAUGCAUUGGUCCGCCAUACGACUUUGCGCGACGACGACUUGUCUUACUUAGUCCACCUCAACGGGAAAGAUUUGCACAGGGUUUGCGGCAAGCUAAAGGAAGAUCACUUAUUGCAGAUCCAUAUGAGACCUGAGCUCGAGAAAGACAAAGAGAAGCCACGAAAUCGCACAUACUAUUACAUCGAUUAUCGCCAAGCCGUCGAUGCUAUCAAGUAUAGAACUUUUCUACUCGACAAAAAAGUUCAAGGCGAAUCCACCCCCCAGCAGGAGAAGAAGGAAUACUUUUGUCCUCUUUGCAAGGCCGAGUGGACUAUGCUCGAUGUUGUUGACAAUAACGAUCCUGUCCGAGGCUUUCUAUGUCACCGCUGCAACACAGUCCUAGUCUUUGACCCCGAUCGCGAGGCUGGUGGCCACGAACUCUCUACUCGACUAAACAGUCAGAUUAAAUUCAUCAUCGAAGUCCUGCCAAAGCUCGAUACUGUCACUAUUCCCGACGCCGAUUUUGAGACUCUAUAUUCUCAAGCCGCUCCUGUCUACCGCGAUGAAGCUAACAGGGUCGCUCCUUCGAUCGCCGUCGAAUCUCUCGGGAAACCAACCGCUGUCAAGGGUAUGGCGAAUACUGGUCCACAGAGUAUUGCGAUUAGCAUUACGGACACGGAUGGUCCUACCGAAGCCGAGAAGGAAGCUGAACGCGCCCGCAAAGAGGAGGUUGCUCAGAUGAACGCGUUGCCGGAGUGGCAUACCCGAAGCACUGUCUCUGGUCUAUCGUUUGCCGGAGGUUCCAACCCAACCUCGGCAGUUAAGACGGACGACGACAGCGUUAAAAUGCCAGACGAGUCGGUCGGUGACGCUAACCACGAUAAAGCCAUGGAGGAGCUAUUCAAGACGUUACAGAAGUCUCAAGCCGAGGAAGCAAGGCGUAAAGCUGAGAAAGAAGCUGAGGAAGAUGAUGAGGAAGGCGAAGAAGAUGAAAGUGAGGAUGAAGAGCCUUCGAAAAAGGUGAAGCUAGCGGAGCCAACCAACGGCGGUGAAAGCGAGGAUGACGAUGAGAUGCAAUUCGAGGAUGUCUAA